Molecule: messenger RNA, 1718 nt
Organism: Pseudoliparis swirei
Lineage: Eukaryota; Metazoa; Chordata; Actinopteri; Perciformes; Liparidae
Gene: mmachc
Product: metabolism of cobalamin associated C
Exons: 5
Coding region: 182-958 (258 amino acids)
Biological process (GO): cobalamin metabolic process
Cellular component (GO): cytoplasm
Molecular function (GO): FAD binding; cyanocobalamin reductase (cyanide-eliminating) (NADP+) activity; demethylase activity
Source: RefSeq, a predicted model, not a curated record
GACUGGCUUCGGCAGAAUUUCUCCAAAACACGUUGUGUCGUAUAUUAUAUUGAAGUCGUUCGUGUUCGUCGGGAGAAAGUAUUGCGGUGAGAAAAGGCAAGAGGCCAGAGUUAUUUCUGACGUCCAUGAGUCAAAAGAACACCACAUCCCACAAUGCAACGCGUUGUGUUGCCGCGUAAAAAUGGCGGCUUCCACUGCCAAUGUGGAAGGUAUUACAGGACUGUUAAAAGACCAUUUAUCAAAAGUUGGAUUUGAAAUCUACCCUCUGAAGGUGGGUUGGUAUAACUCCAUGCUGCCUCCCACCCUGCGCCUGGAUCACCCCGAUGACACCCUGGCCCUGCUGGUGCUCAGCACUCCCGCCAUGUUCGAGCAGGCCUUCCUGCCCUUCGUGGAGGAGAGGGGCUACGAGGGGCUGUCCGACCCCAUCGACCAGUGCGUCAAACACUGCGUGUCCUCCGCCGUCUCCCAGUGUUUCCCCGGACAGGAGGUGGACGUGAGGUACGACUACGAGAUGCUGCCCAGCAGGAAGCCAAAGUUUGUGGCGCAGACCGCGGCUCACGUGUCCGGAGCGGCGUUCUACUACCAACAGUCUGACGUCACAGAGCAACCCUGGGCUGGGAAGAAGAUGUUCGGAGUGUGUGUGCACCCGAGGUUCGGCGGCUGGUUCGCCAUCAGGGCGCUGUUGGUGUUCGGGGGCGUGACGCCGGGCGCGGAGACGCCGCAGCCCGAUCCUCCCGACUGCGUGCCCUCCAGGGAGGGAAGGAUAGAGCUGCUGGAGGCGUUCAACUUCCACUGGCGGGACUGGAGCUACAGAGACGUUGUGACUCCGGUGCAGAUCUACUCUGAGAGGCAGAAGGACUACUUCUCCACUCCGCCCUCCAAGCGGGUCGCUCUGCUCAAGACGUGGGGCUUCGCGCCCAGAGAAGGCGAGCGGGCGGCGGCGUACGGACACGGCUGAUCCCGGCUGCGCCGAAGAAGAAGCAUCGCACGUCCUCUCCCGUCCGACGGCGAGCGUCGGUGGGAAUGAAGGUCGAUACGGGAUGCCCUCGCAUGCACCUUGUGAGUGUCGGGACCGCAUUAUUUAGAGGAAUGCACCUGGUGUCCUUGCUGCUCGUGUCACACAGAAACACUCUUUGGACUUUGUGUCAUUUGACACUAUCAACACAAGAGGAUUCAUUAAAAAAACUCCCAGACUGCCUUUAAAUUUUGGAUCUUUGUGUGCUGGUGCAUGACCGCAAAGAGGAAUACAAAGAAAUGCAUUCCUGAUUUAAUUUGUUUUUAUUUAAUUCACUGAUCAAUUUUGAGAUUUUGUGCCCGUUUUCUUUUCUUUUUUUUGCUUCGAAAACAUUUUUUGGGUAAGACUUGUUGAAAUAAAACAUAAAAAAUAUACAAUAAAGAGUUUAUUUAACUACUUAGUCUAUUUGCAUCUAUAGAUUUCUCCUAAAUUCACCAACAGUUUCCUUUAGAUAUUGCUGCAUUUUUAAAUAUUUAAACAUAAGAUGCCAGAAAACUUGUCAUAAAAAAAGAAGUAUAUAUUGAGUAUAUAUUUAUUUAUAUAGAUAUCCUUGUGUUUUCUUUAUUCACAUGUAAUUUCCUAUAUAUCUUAUGAGUCUCUUAGCAGAGGGGUUCAUACAUGCACUUUUACUUUUAUAUUUUUUAUGGCUGAUGGUCGUAAUUUCUUAUUCAUGGAGUUAAAUAAAGAUAUAUCCCAAACUCCA